Molecule: messenger RNA, 2603 nt
Organism: Diabrotica virgifera virgifera (western corn rootworm)
Lineage: Eukaryota; Metazoa; Arthropoda; Insecta; Coleoptera; Chrysomelidae
Product: zinc finger protein 234-like
Exons: 2
Coding region: 133-1707 (524 amino acids)
Biological process (GO): regulation of transcription by RNA polymerase II
Molecular function (GO): RNA polymerase II cis-regulatory region sequence-specific DNA binding; DNA-binding transcription factor activity
Source: RefSeq, a predicted model, not a curated record
UUUAGUGACUUGGCAACGUUGGAUCAAGUGUGCUUCUCGUAACGUGGAUAAACGUCAUUUUUGUUAUGUUUUGUAUUUUUGAUAUUUUGAUUUGGAUUUGGCGGUAGUUAUGGUAGUUAUUGUUAUAAAUAAAUGGAAAUGGAAGUAAAACAAGAAAUUAGCGAGGACCCGUGUAAAAUAGAAAUAGAGAACAAUGAGUUGGGUGAUGCUCUUUUGGAUGGCUGUAAGUGUGAAAUUAAGCAGGAAUCCAAUAAGCAACUUUCACAUGACUCCUAUGAUUAUUUAGACAUAAAGGAUCAUUCAAUAAAGACUGAAAUAGAACAACAUGCAAGUAAACUUAACCCAUUUGAAGAAAACCAAAAUACUGAAAAAGGUUAUCUCCAAGACGAGCACGAAAUGGAAAUUACGGAGACACCAAUUGAAGAUUCAUCGUACGAAGGAAAUUAUAUGACUCAAAACGCUGAAAGGAAAAUAUUAAAUAAAAAUACGAAAGUUGCGACUGGACAAAGACCGUACAAGUGUGAAACUUGUUUAAAACGGUUUCCUACUGCAAGUCAUUUGAAAAUACAUAUGAGAGUACAUACUGGCGAAAAACCUUACAAGUGCGAAGUUUGUUUUAAGCAGUUUAGUAGAGCAGGUCAUUUGAAAACACAUUUGAGAAUCCAUACUGGAAAAAAUCCCUUCAAGUGUGAAAUUUGUUUUAAACAGUUUAGCCAAAAAAGUAAUUUUAAAAAACAUUUGAGAGUGCACACUGGGGAUAAACCUUACAAGUGUGAAAUUUGUUUUAAGUCAUUUGGUGAAGCAAGUUAUUUGAAAGUACAUUUGAGAGUGCACACUGGGGAACAACCUUACAAGUGUGAUAUUUGUUUUAAGCAGUUUUCUCAGGCAGGUUCUUUGACAAUACAUAUGAGAGUACAUACUAGGGAAAAACCUUACAAGUGCAAAAUUUGUUUAAAACAGUGUACUACAGCAGAUAAUUUAAAACUGCAUUCUGUAAUGCAUAGUAGAGAAAAACCUCACAAGUGUGAAAUUUGUUUUAAGAAGUUUUCUCGUGAAUAUUACUUGAAAAUGCAUUUUAGAGUACACAACGGGGAUAAACCUUACAAAUGUGAAACUUGUUUAAAACAGUGUACUAGUGCAAGUGAUUUUAAAACACAUUUGAGAGUGCACCAUGGGAUAGAACUUUACAAAUGUGAAACUUGUUUAAAACAGUGUACUAGUGCAAGUGAUUUGAAAACACAUUUGAGAGUGCACACUGGGGAAAAACCUUAUAAGUGCAAAAUUUGUUUAAAACAGUUUUCUCAGGCAGGUCAUUUGAAAACACAUUUGAUAGUGCACACUGGGGAAAAAUCUUACAAGUGUGAAAUAUGUUUUAAGCCGUUUAGUAGAGCAGGUGAUUUAAAAAAACAUUUGAGGGUACACACUGGGGAAAAACCUUACAAGUGUGAAAUUUGUUUUAAGCAGUUUUCUGAAAUAAGUGCUUGUAAAAAUCAUUUAAGGGUACACACUGGAGAAAAACCUUAUAAGUGUGAAAUUUGUUUUAAGCCAUUUAUUCAGCCAAAUCAUUUGAAAGAACAUUUGAACGUGCACUUUGGGGAAAAAUGCACCAAGUGUGCAAUUUGUUUUGAGCAGUUUAGUAGUGCAACUGAGUUGAAAACACAUUUGAUGGUACACAUUGAUAGUGCAAAUAAAAACGUUGUGUCAUAAAUAUUGUUUAAAAAACCGGUUUUUUAAAUCGAUGAAAAAAAAAACAGGAAAAAAACCCGUUUUUUUUAAAUGCGGUUUGUAUCGGAAAAAUUCAUGUUUGCUAUUUAUUUAAUGUAAUGUAGAUACCUAUAAUGUUAUCAUUAAGUACAAAAUAAUCAUCAAUUAUCUUAAAAAGAGAAAAAGUUUUUGCCGCAAAGACAUCCAGAAAGCUGCAUCUUUUGUGGAUUCCCGAUUUAGAGAAGGCCUUUUCGACGAGGAGAGUUUAAAUUGGAUGAAAGCUAUUCAUCAAAUUGCAAUUCAUCUCAAUCUACAGGCAAGUGUAAUUGUUAGAUACUAAUGCAGCAAUGUAUAAAUCGAAAACAGGAUUUUUCUCAAGAUCUCUUUUAUGGGAAGUUGCAGAAAUAGACUGCCAACCAUUAACCAUUAGUGUGGUGACAAGGUCUUUGCACUAAUCAGCCCUUGCAACCUGUUGCAGUACGAUUGCUUUAGUUGGUACCAACUUCCUCUGAAUGUCAAAGAAAUUGGUCAUCAUUUGAAAACUUAUUGCAGUUCGCAGUAACAUAUAUAUCUCGGAUCGAAACGGUGCAGGAAAAAAUAAAAAAAUGACACUAAAGAUUGCGAAUACUACAUAAAUAUAAAAGCCACAUCACUUGAAGUGAUCACCAAAAGUUUGAUGAAGGUGAAGACUUACUAUAUCUAUAUGCAAUUAAUGAUCAUGAAGAGAAUGAGACUUUUGACGAUGCGCGAUGGCAAUGAAGAAUCUGCAAGUACAAUUUCUGAUAUAGAGGAAAAUUCAGAUUAAAAAGUAUUGAUUUAGAAACAGUAUUUUAUUUUAUUUUUUAUUUAAUGCAAUUAUUGGUUUUAUUUUGUUUUAAUGACAAUAAUAUUUAUUUCGU